Molecule: messenger RNA, 1683 nt
Organism: Ananas comosus (pineapple)
Lineage: Eukaryota; Viridiplantae; Streptophyta; Magnoliopsida; Poales; Bromeliaceae
Product: 3-dehydroquinate synthase, chloroplastic
Exons: 8
Coding region: 97-1431 (444 amino acids)
Biological process (GO): aromatic amino acid biosynthetic process
Cellular component (GO): cytoplasm
Molecular function (GO): 3-dehydroquinate synthase activity
Source: RefSeq, a predicted model, not a curated record
CUUAAAACCAUAGCGAACGAACAUGGGCGCCAACGACGAAGGGAUCCCCUUUCCCCUCCCUUUGUCGCCACCAAACCCUAACCCUAGUUCCGAUCCAUGGCGGCCUCCCCUUUUUCCUCCAUCCGCUCCACCCCCAAGAUCUCCGCCCCCGCGGCGCUUGUCGUCCCCCGCCGCCGCAGCUCCGUCGACCUCCGAUCCGCCUCCGCGAACCCCCUUCGCGUCCAAAUCGGCGGCGCCGCGGCGAGAACGAGCCGGAUCCGGGCGAGGAUCGCCGCGAGCGCCACACCGGUAAUGGAGGAGGCGGCGGCGGGGAAAGAGUCCGGAUCUAGGGUUUCGACCGUCGUCAACGUCGACCUGGGGAACCGGAGCUACCCAAUCUACAUCGGAUCGAGCCUUUUGGACGAACCCGAUCUUCUUCAGAGACAUGUACAUGGAAAGAGAGUUCUGGUGGUAACUAACACAACAAUCGCGCCACUCUACCUUGAGAAAGUUACCGAAGCAUUGACACACGGGAAUUCGAAUAUUUCAGUAGAAAGUGUGAUUCUACCCGAUGGAGAGAAGUAUAAGAACAUGGAGACACUGAUGAAGGUGUUUGAUAAAGCCGUUGAGUCUAGGUUGGAUCGCCGUUGCACAUUCGUGGCCCUUGGCGGUGGAGUGAUCGGUGAUAUGUGUGGCUUUGCCGCAGCCGCCUUUCUUCGCGGUGUUAAUUUCAUUCAGAUACCCACUACUCUGAUGGCUCAGGUUGAUUCAUCAGUUGGAGGGAAAACUGGGAUAAAUCAUCCACUAGGAAAGAACUUGAUUGGUGCCUUCUAUCAACCACAAUGCGUGCUAGUAGAUACCGAUACGCUAAAUACAUUGCCGGACAGGGAAUUAGCUUCAGGCAUUGCAGAAGUUGUAAAGUAUGGGCUCAUCCGAGAUGCAGCAUUCUUUGAGUGGCAAGAAAAGAAUAUGCAGGCUCUAUUAGCAAGGGACCCAAGUGCUUUAGCCUAUGCUAUCAAGAGAUCAUGUGAAAACAAGGCUGAAGUUGUUUCCUUAGAUGAGAAGGAAAGUGGAUUACGGGCUACGCUAAACUUGGGUCAUACAUUUGGUCAUGCUAUAGAAACAGGUGUUGGCUAUGGACAAUGGCUCCAUGGAGAGGCCGUAGCAGCUGGAAUGGUGAUGGCUGUUGACAUGUCACGCCGUCUAGGCUGGAUCGAUGAUACUAUUAUGAAUCGGGUACUCAACAUCUUGCAGCAUGCCAAGCUCCCCAUUGUACCACCCGAGACAAUGACGGUGGAGAAGUUCAAGAAUACUAUGGCAGUUGAUAAGAAGGUGGCUGAUGGAUUGCUAAGGCUCAUCCUACUUAAAGGCCCCUUGGGUAGUUGCGUCUUUACUGGCGACUACGACAGAAAAGCCCUCGACGAAACCCUUCAUGCCUUCUGCAAAAACUGAUGCAUGAAUCGUGUGCGCCAGCUUUCCAUGUAACGAAAGACAGUGUGGUCCUCUCUAGUGGAUAAAUGAAGAGAAAGAGCAGUGAGUUAAAUGAUAAUUGCAAGAGUGACCUUGUUGUUGGAGAGGCUUAAAAACGCGGGGAAUUAAUAUACGUCGUAAUGUGCUUAUUUAUUGAUUUUGGGACACUGAUAGAUCGAUUGUUAUAUUUACAUUGCCUUAUUUAAAAUAAAUUUAUACUUUUAUUUGUUUCCA